AUGGUUUCAUCUUGCUCUGGGGAAUUUCAUGAUCUCAUAGCACCUUUUUCAAGCUGCCCCAAACUCCUGUCCAAGCUUUAUAUUUUGAUGCUAAAUGAAACCCCCAACCCCUUUUGCAAACCCUGUGUAGUUGUCAGUUGCCACCCCCCUGCUGGGAUGGAGCACGUGUCUCCCAGGUCUUUUUCCCAGUUGGCAACCUCGUCCUGGGGGCUAAGAGGCAGAGGCACCCAGGGCGUCUGUGGCUGGGCAGUCCUCCCGCGAUGUUCCUUAUUCAGCUCCUCUUCUCUCCCCAAGCCAGAUGUGAGAACCAGCACUGCACAGCCGGCCCUCCGUGUGGGCUCCACGCCCGGAAGAGAAGGUCACCCACUGCAAAAGGAUGGCGUUGGUGGCAAGGGUACCAGCCUGCCUUGCGAGCUGAAGCCCUCUCUCCCAGGACUCUGGGCAUCUUGCCUCCACUGCUCAGCUGCCACCACUGAGAACUGGGAGUGUGGAGAGAGGUGCCUGGUGGCCUUCGGUUCCGGAAAAGAGGUUUAA
Molecule: messenger RNA, 534 nt
Organism: Rangifer tarandus platyrhynchus (Svalbard reindeer)
Lineage: Eukaryota; Metazoa; Chordata; Mammalia; Artiodactyla; Cervidae
Source: the annotation of a GenBank genome assembly